Carassius auratus (goldfish) is the source of this 805-nucleotide messenger RNA. It is a transcript of the gene wfdc2, whose product is annotated as WAP four-disulfide core domain 2. Gene Ontology annotation, molecular function: serine-type endopeptidase inhibitor activity. Gene Ontology annotation, biological process: antibacterial humoral response; innate immune response. Gene Ontology annotation, cellular component: extracellular region. The record is from RefSeq and is a predicted model, not a curated record. NCBI's taxonomy places the organism in Eukaryota, Metazoa, Chordata, Actinopteri, Cypriniformes, Cyprinidae. Bases 164 to 664 code for a protein of 166 amino acids. The transcript is spliced from 5 exons.
UCUGAUUGGCUGACAGGCGCGGCUCCCAGUGAAUACUUUCUAAUCUGGAGAAAAGUAUAAUUACAUUGGAUAACUUUUUGGGGAUCUCGAGCUCUCCUGACUCGCGGACUCUUCCAGCAGCAGUAGCUCUAGCUCAUUGUGUGACCGAGCACAGCUCGAGAGGAUGACGGCUCCAGGCUGGUGUCUGGUGAGUGUGCUUGUGUUGUGUCUGUCUGGAUGCUGGAGCAUAACAGACGCGGCUUCAGUACCAAACUGCACAGAGGAGGGUCACUGUCCGGCGAAGCUGACGGUCGUGCCGUCCAGUCGAGGAUGUGUUUCUGAUAAAGACUGCUCUGGAGGACACAAAUGCUGUGUUUUUGACUGCGGGGCUGUGUGUGUGCCGCCUGCUUUCACAAAGCCGGGAGUGUGUCCACGCAGGAAAUUUGGAGCAGGGAUGUGUGCUGAGUUCUGUGUCAAUGACAGUGACUGUCCAAACAGUGAGAAAUGCUGCAGCAAUGGAUGUGGACAUGAAUGCACGGCUCCAUAUACAGUGAAGCCGGGUCGAUGUGCUCUCCCGAAGGGGACUCCAAUGUGUGCAGAAUACUGUUAUCAUGAUGGCCAGUGUCCUGCUGAACAGAAGUGUUGCCCAACCACCUGCGGUCAUGCAUGCAGUGAACCGUGCUGAUUUAACCUUAGAAAGAAAGAGUCAAUGGAAGAUUGAUUUUGCAUAAUCAUGCAUACUUGAGUUUUUUGUACCGUUUAAUGCUUUAUUCAUAGGAGUUGUUUCCCCCGUUUAUAACCAGCUAAUAAACCUCAGUAAACCUUC